ACGCCCCAUCAUAAUUAAUUCCAUUUUCGUUCUAUCGUGACGGCACGAACAGCGACCCAUUAGCCGGAUUCAAAACCGGAGAGGAAUCCAUCCCCAAUUCCUCACGACUCAUCCCAAGGCCAGCCCCCGACGAGCUCGUUCAUGCGCAAAGCUAACUCCCAUCGUCCUACAGAUCUAUCUGCGUCCCCUCUAAUCCAAUCGCUCCCAGCACCAGAUUUUAUGCGGUCUCGUUGCUGCGCGCUGCAGCCAUGCAAAGCGGCAGCGGGGUGGGGGCGGGUUUGACUGCUGGUGCUGCUGCUGCUGAGUUGAGGGAUCCGUCUCGGGCUCGGCAAUGGCGAGCCUGCCUGACUCGGCGGGCGGCGGGGGGCGCGCGGGCGCGGAGCUGAUGGUGCCGCAGUUCCUGCUCAAGGCGCUCCACGCCAUCCUCGCCGUGCGCGCGCCGCGCCCUCAUUCUUCGGCGCCCGCGGCGGCGGCUUUCCGCAGGCGGGACAGGUGGUUCCACCUGCCGCUCCACGCGCCGCCGCCGCCGCCCUCGGCGGAGCACCUGCCGGAGCCGUCCCCCGGGGAGCCGCUCGUGGUGGACGUGUACCUGACCCCCUCGGGCGGCGGGGGAGCGGAGGAGGUGGUUGAGCGGUGGACAGUGGCGUGCGAGCCCUGGUCCUCAGCCGCGGCGGCGGCGGCGGUAGGGGAGGGGCUGGCGGUCAACAGGGCGUACAAGCGCUGCAUCACGCUGCUGAGGUCUCUGUACACGGCGCUCCGCUUCCUCCCGGCGUACCGCGUCUUCCGCCUGCUCUGCGCGUCCGGCCAGGUGUAUAACUACGAGAUGGGCCACCGCGUCUGCUCCUUCGCCGCGCCCUUUUCCCGCGCAGAGGAGGCGGCCAUGCGCACCAGACCCUUCGGCCCCGUCGAGACCAAGCUCGGCCUCCUCGUCGUCUCUGUCCAGUACCUCCCUAGCCUCGCCGGCUUCAAUUUCGAGGUCUCCUCCCUCACAUCCGCCGCGAUCAUCCCGGAUUACGUCGGCAGCCCGGCGGCCGAGCCUAUGCGUGCCUUCCCGGCCUCGCUCACGGAGGCGGCCGGCUCGGCCUUUCCGCUGCCCUCGCGGCGCCCGAACAGCUGGGCGUCGCCUGCGCCCUGGCCGCACACGCCGGGGCAGCAGGCGAAGUUCUCACCGCCGCCGGCACUGUAUGCAUCGCCUACGCCCUCGCCGCCCACGUUUGCCGGUGGCUACCUGCACUCGAGGUUUAGCGGCGAGACUGCGCCAAUGAGCAUACCGCAGGUGGACGAUGGCAGGGGCCCUGUGCACCAUCGGAACAUGUCGGAACCCAUUAGAGCGUUCAUGUUUCCUCCACCUUCCCCGAAGAGUGUGCGAGGGGAUGCAGGGAUGCAGGAGUCCCCGACGGAGACCAGCCGGUCGUUCAGGAGGGCGGAGGGCAUCCGGAUGGGCGAUCUCUAUGCUAAUUUGCCGUCUGGUUCCAAGAUUAAGGACAGUAGGGAAGAAUCUGGCAGGUUCUCUGGUAUCUUCUCUUCUAGUGGUUCACCACGACUUGGCUUCUCAAGAAGUUCAAGCAGAUUGUCUAUGCAGGAUGAUACUGAUGAUGCGGAUUUUCCAUUUGCUGUGGAUGAUGUUGAUCCAGAUUCCCGACCAGGGAGUAGCGGUGGGAAGGACGUGGGGGAUCAGGUAGGUUCGUCAUCCCAUAAAUCACAAGACGCUGCUGUUGGGUAUCUUGUCCACCUGCUGAAGUCUGCACGUCCUCUGCGAGAUACUAGCUGCUCAACUCAUACAUCAAGGGCUGAAUCUACUGAAGCAGGAAGCACUAGCUCUUUCAUGUCCCGCAGGACAUCUGAUGCAUUCGAGGAGCUCGAAUCUUUCAAAGAAAUAAGGGAGAACCUGCUAGCCCGUAGUAGAUCUAGGCUGCAAGAUUCAUUGGAUAAACCCUAGCGUCGAUGCUGCCCUUGGUUCCAUUCUUUAACAGGUGAAGAAUCCAAACCGGUAGAGUAACUCUAUGGUGAUCUUGGGUAACUGUUAUUUCAGACUUGUCCAUGUAUAUAACUUAUCAACUGGUGCUUGUUUCUAAAGGAGAAUAUGCAGGUCGCCAUUGAUUCUGUUGUGAAAAUUGCGUCUUAUUGUUAAAUUCAA
Messenger RNA from Phragmites australis (common reed), 2137 nucleotides. Its product is annotated as autophagy-related protein 13a-like. Gene Ontology annotation, cellular component: phagophore assembly site; Atg1/ULK1 kinase complex; extrinsic component of membrane. Gene Ontology annotation, biological process: protein localization to phagophore assembly site; mitophagy; autophagosome assembly. NCBI's taxonomy places the organism in Eukaryota, Viridiplantae, Streptophyta, Magnoliopsida, Poales, Poaceae. The transcript is spliced from 3 exons. The record is from RefSeq and is a predicted model, not a curated record. The coding region runs from base 332 to 1939 and encodes 535 amino acids.